This is a messenger RNA of Melospiza georgiana, 1107 nucleotides long. It is a transcript of the gene TERF1, whose product is annotated as telomeric repeat binding factor 1. Gene Ontology annotation, biological process: telomere maintenance. Lineage: Eukaryota; Metazoa; Chordata; Aves; Passeriformes; Passerellidae. Bases 1 to 1107 code for a protein of 368 amino acids. The transcript is spliced from 10 exons. Gene Ontology annotation, cellular component: nucleus; chromosome, telomeric region. Gene Ontology annotation, molecular function: protein homodimerization activity; telomeric repeat DNA binding. The record is from RefSeq and is a predicted model, not a curated record.
AUGGCGACGGCGGCCCAGGGCGCGCUGGGAGCGACGGAUGACGGUGGCAGCAGCUCCGUGAGCAGCUCCGUCAGUUCGGCCCCGCCGGAGGCACUGGAGGCCGUGGCCGCGGAGUGGAUGCUGGAGUUCGCCUGCUCCUGCCUGUGCCGGCACUUCGCGGAGCAGAGCGGGGCGGAGUUCUGGCGCUGGAGGGACGUUGCGCAGGCUCUUAUUAGUGGCUUCUCCCGAAUACCUCCACAUCAGAAAAAAACAGUCUAUCUCUGCCAGCUUUUGAUAAGAGUUGCACAAGGAAAAAGCCUUGGAUUACAGUUUGAAAAUGAUAAAAGAAUUUCGCCUUUGGAAUCCGCUCUGUCUUUCUGGACUUUACUUGAAAGGGAAGAAAUUAAACUGGAAAAACUUCAUGAAGAAAUUCGUCGCUUGAUUCAAAUUCAGAUUGUAGCAGUCCAUAUGGAAAACAGGUAUUUCAGGGAAGCUGCUGAAGUUCUUGAAAGGCUGUUCACAGACUCUGAAUCAGAUAAGCCUUUAAGGGUGAAGCUGGCAACCAUAAUUAAAACCAGGGAUCCGUAUGUUCCUCUUCUCCAAAGCUUCAGUUACGGUCUUUUGAUAAGUAAAAUCAAGUCUUACAUUGAAAUUUUCAUGAAAGAAAAUGAAACUAACUUCUUAAUACAGGAAGCCACAAAACAUGUGGUGUCUAAAGGAUUGGGAGCAACAACAUUGCAGAACAGACCUGUGAAAGUCAAUGAAAAUGGCAGAAGUGAUUUGGAAAAAAAACAUAGGUUGGUGAAAGAGAAACAGUAUAUCACAAGUCAGUCAUCUGGAGUCAUAAAACCCAUAGCAAGGAGACGUUCAGGACAGAAGCCCAAAGAGACCAGAGUUCUUCAGAGUCUUACCAGCAUGCAAAAUGUGGGACAAAACGAAGUUUCUUUAGCAUGUAGCCGAAGAAGACAGAAAUGGACUCCGAAAGAAGACCUGGAGCUGAAAUUGGGAGUAAAGGAGUUUGGAGUGGGUAACUGGGCUAAAAUUUUAGCCCAUGGUGCCUUCGACAACCGAACAAGUGUCAUGUUGAAAGACCGGUGGAGAACAUUGAGCAAGAUGAAACAAAGUUGA